This is a messenger RNA of Coffea arabica (coffee), 822 nucleotides long. The record is from RefSeq and is a predicted model, not a curated record. Lineage: Eukaryota; Viridiplantae; Streptophyta; Magnoliopsida; Gentianales; Rubiaceae.
AUGGCGGAGGAACCAGGUGCCAGCGGAUUGAAAACGGGGAAAAGAAAGAGAAGAGGGGAAAGCGGGCGCAACAACUCCAGUGAAGUUGCUCAAGCUCAACAAAGCGGCUCCAAGCACAGCAGUUUCAUGGCCAGAGCCUCUCAUCAACUUCUUCUUCACCUGCUCCUUUCCCGUGGACGACUUGAGCAGCGCCAGCAGCGGGGACUUCCAACUUACCAAACCGUCACGACCUCACCAAUUUCACCAUCAUUGCUUGCAGAAUCUUCCAAGCAAGAGUCCGGGGAGUCUCCCCAGCAUUUAACGGUUCAGAUUCAGUCCCAGAUGUUUCCUUCUCCUGUGACUUUCUCUGGUAUUCAUGCUAAGUGCACAGCGCAGGAAAGGCAAGUUCUAUGGGCGGACCUUUUAAGAGAUAAGCCGGCCUCGGCACCAUGGUUUCUGGUGGGGGAUUUCAAUGUGAUUAUUAGUGAGAGGGAGAAAAGGGGCGGUUUACCUUUCAGAACUCGGGAGGGAGUGGAUUUCUUGCAGUUCAUGGCGGAGGCGGGGGUAAGUGAUGUUAGUUUCUCGGGCUCGCGUUUUACUUGGUGUAACAAUCGCCCGGGCACAGCACGAAUUUGGAAACGGUUGGAUAGGUUGUUGGUGAAUGGGGCAGCUCUGCAUCUGCAGCACCAGGUUGCUGUACAACAUUUGGGACGUGAUCCGUCGGAUCAUUCGCCAUUGCUAUUGUCGGUGGUUACACGAUUGGAUGACAAGCCCAGGCCUUUUCGAUUCCUGAAUUUCUGGACUAUGCACAAGGGUUUCUUGGAUAUAAUUAGAGAUUGCUAG